Messenger RNA from Maniola jurtina (meadow brown), 1519 nucleotides. RefSeq lists its product as uncharacterized. The coding region runs from base 141 to 761 and encodes 206 amino acids. NCBI's taxonomy places the organism in Eukaryota, Metazoa, Arthropoda, Insecta, Lepidoptera, Nymphalidae. The record is from RefSeq and is a predicted model, not a curated record. The transcript is spliced from 3 exons.
UGACUAUGAAGUAAAUUUAAACUUGGCACCCAUCCAUUGACAUCACUGCUUUGCAGUUUGCACAUUUAUGAUAAAUCUGAUUUAACUGCUCCAGCGGUCAUAUGUGAUAAAAAGGAGCCUGAAUAUACCUGUUAUUAAAAAUGCAACCAAUAUCUGAAGUAACCGAAGUUCCUGUAGGGUCAACAGUGGUGUUAAAGUGUGCAAGUAACGAUUACAAUCACAACUUUUUAUUUUGGAUUUUGAACAACAACACAAUUAUUGGCCCUGGAAAUCAUUUCAAUGAGAAAAAGUAUAAAUAUGAAGUAUUGUCUGGAAAGCUACAUAUACAUAAUGUUGCACCAACAGAAGCUGGCUAUUACCAAUGCAUAUCAAAGCAUGUAGAUGGAUCUAGCCUAUCAGUUGGAGAAGUAGAAAUGAUAGUUCAGAGCCCAUCGUUCUCUACUGGGGAUGCUAUAAAAGUGGCUGCUAUUAUAAUCUCCUUGAUUGUUUUAAUUGUCUGUGCUGUAGUGUAUUAUCGGCUAAAGAAAGAAUGGAAUCAAUAUGAGCAUCCAGCUGAAGCUGCAGAUGAAGAUGACGAAGAAAAGCCAGACGGUGAAGAAAUUUACAAUCGCACUACCACUACACUCAGCCAGCCAGUGCCAGGUCCAAGCAGAAAUCCCUCUUCUGAACAUUUGAUAUAUGGAAUAGAUAAUGAAGGCUUAGAUACUGAUUUUAAUUCUGUAUUUGAAAAUAUACAAAUCAAAUCUCCUAGUUUAAUAUAAAGUUAGGGGUUAACAUAUAACUAAUUAUUGUUAAGUAGGACUUAAAUUUAUAAUUUUAUACUGUUUAAAUUAUGAAUUAACAAUCAUUAAGUGCUUAUCAUAUUUAUUAAGUAGGAUUUAAAAAAAUUUUUUACUAUUUAAGUCAAAAGAGAAAUGUGAAAGUGAAAACUAAAAAUAGGGCAUUAUCCUCCAGUCACUUUAGCAUAAUAAAUUUCAAGUCAGAUAAGCUGAAUGCACUUUAAACUUUUAUAACAUGUUAUAUUAUAAUAACAAUUUUAUAACAUUUUAAAACUGGAGUGCCCCAAGGCUCAGUCCUAGAUUGUUCACCAUUGACUUAAUCUCAAAGGCCUGAAAUAAUAGUGGCAACUUUUGCAGUAAUACUUGCCUCCUGUAAAAUUCUCUGAAACUCUACAAAUAAGCCUUCAAUGGAUAGGUUGAGAAUCACAGUUAGUGUGUCAAAGUCACUGUAUGUAACUUGUCGCAUGAUAUGGCAUGCAAAAAAACUUCCAAAGAGUUAGUACCAUAUUCUGACUUUUUAUUGAACAUUGUAUUGUAAAUAAUAGUUUAGCAGUAAGUUUAAAUUAGUUGCAAUAUUAUUUUGAAUGCUAUUUGUACAUAAUUUUUAACUCAGCGAUGCAUUGUAUUUUAAUAUUUUGAAAUUCUUAUCCAAAAACAAAAUAAAAGUGAUUCAAUAAGUACUAACUUUUAGUCUAAGAGACACUUCUGUAUUUUGAUGCGUAUUAAACUGGUCUCAUGUU